Molecule: messenger RNA, 1169 nt
Organism: Synchiropus splendidus (mandarinfish)
Lineage: Eukaryota; Metazoa; Chordata; Actinopteri; Syngnathiformes; Callionymidae
Product: GTP-binding protein Rhes-like
Exons: 2
Coding region: 45-1133 (362 amino acids)
Molecular function (GO): GTPase activity; GTP binding
Source: RefSeq, a predicted model, not a curated record
ACAAAAACACUUUAGAUCCCAUUGUUCUCUGCCGUUCAAGCACCAUGGACCCGGGGCGCGCUCAGACGCUGGCCAAAAUAGAAGGAGCGCAGACGCGUGAACGCGAGGACUUGUUGGGCUCAGGUCCGUCCAAAGUCUUUUUGGCUUACAGAGCAGCAACACAACACCUGAGCUCGUCUGGAGUUAAAGCGGGUCUGGGCAUUCUGAAACUGGCUAGAUCUCAAUGGACGCAGGAGAAAAAGACCAGCGCACAGCUGACCCCCGGGGAGAGCAGUCACAGAAGAUCCACGCUGGACCAGCUGGCGGCCUUCGUGCUUCACGGUCACAGGCGCCAAAUCGACCACCGACAGGACGCGGCGUAUUCCACCAAGCCGCAGAACUCUAAGCGCAUUGUUGUUCUUGGGUCGCCACGAGUGGGAAAGACCUCCAUCUUAAGAAGGUAUCUUCGGGAUGGAUUUGUGGAGGAGUACCAACCCACGACUGAGGACUUCCUCAGAAAACUGUUCCGCAUCCGCGGGGAGACUUAUCAGAUCGACGUCCUGGACGCGUCCAGAGAGCGGGACUUCCCGGCCAAGCGGCGGCUCUCCAUCCUCACUGGAGACAUCUUUCUAUUAGUUUUCAGUCUGGACGACCGAAGCUCAUUCGAGGAGGUGUGCGCCCUGAGAGAGGAGAUUUUGGCCGCGAAAUCCAAACUCUCCAAGUCCGCGGCGCCAGAGCGCGCGCGGCUUCCUGUCGUGGUCUGCGCCAACAAGGUGGAUCUGCCAGAGACUCUGAGAAAAGUCUCCCGCGCCGAGGUGCUCCAGGAACUCGGUGAGGACUGCAUCUAUUUCGAAACGUCAGCGAAGGACAGCACCAAUCUGGAAAAGGUCUUCGAAAUGAUGGCGAAGCGAGGUGGACUCCCGACUGAAACUGGACCUUCUGGCCACCGCAAAGUGUCCCUGAGGUCAUACCAAGCAGUGCGCACUUCGGGUCGCGCGCUGGGGGGGACAACAACCCCCGGAACCGAGGUGCCAUGUGGAGCACUGUUCCCCCUCGCCCGUCGACCGAGUUUCCGCUCUGAUCUUAAACAAGUCAUCGGACCACGACAUGUUCAGAUGAACAACAAACGAGCGGAAAAAUGCCCAAUUCAGUGAACAGACUGUCGCAAAGAUGCAUGUAAUAUUUCACCA